GAGAGAGAGAGAGAGAGAGAGACAGAGAGAGAGGGAGAGAAGAGGGGAGAGUCAGGCACGCAGCACCAUCAGGUUUGUCACAGCAGCAUCCAGAGGAGGACGGAUGAGGAGGAGGGAUUGGGGUGAAGGAAGCAGCGUGUGCCUGCAGUGAGGAGGGACACAAAACGCUGAGACGGUUUCCCCUCCUGGCCUCACUGACCCAUGAAAGAAGUCAUGCCGGUCCUCACAGCAGGAGCCGGCCUUCACGAGACUUUGGCCCUGCUGACCUCUCAGCUGCGGCCCGAUGCCAACCACAAAGAGGACAUGGUGUUCCUCAAGGACGUCUUCAGUGAGAGGAGUUUGGGAUACCUGAUGAAGAUUCACGAGAAGCUGAGACAGUAUGAGAGACAAAGUCCAAUGCCUGUCCUCCACAGCGCCGCCUCUCUGGCAGAGGAUGUGGCAGAAGAGCUACAGAGUGGACCAAUGAGCACUGAGGAGAAGGAGCUGCUGUACCUGCUGACAUCACCACAUCUCAAGGCCGUUCUCUCAGUGCAUGACACCGUGGCUCAGAAAAACUUUGACCCGGUACUGCCGCCGUUACCGGAUGACUUUGAGGACGAGUUGGAGGAGGAGUCAGUGAAGAUUGUCAGGCUGGUGAAGAACAAAGAGCCUCUGGGAGCCACCAUCAGGCGCGAUGAAGCCACUGAGGCAGUGAUUGUGGCUCGGAUCAUGAGGGGAGGAGCAGCUGACCGAAGCGGUUUGGUUCAUGUCGGAGAUGAACUCAGGGAGGUCAACGGCAUCUCCGUAAUCCACAAGAGGCCCGAUGAGAUCAGUCAGCUGCUGUCCCAGUCUCAGGGAUCCAUUACGCUCAAGAUCAUCCCUGCAGUCAAAGAGGAGGACAGACUGAAGGAGAGCAAGGUGUACAUGAGAGCUUUGUUUGACUACAUCCCAUUGGAAGACAAGGCCACACCCUGCCAAGAGGCGGGGCUUCCGUUCAAGAGAGGAGACAUCCUGCAGGUCGUGACCCAGGAUGAUCCAACGUGGUGGCAGGCCAAGCGCGUGGGAGACAGCAACUUGAGGGCCGGGCUCAUCCCCUCCAAAUACUUCCAGGAGAGGCGUCUGGCCUACAGGAUGAAAAUGGGCACGCUCCCGAAUCCUAAAUCCCCUAAAAAGCCUGUCUAUGACCAGGGCUGUGAUAAAGAGGACUGUGACUGUGAGGGCUAUUUCAAUGGACAGUACAUAGUCUCUCCUAAGUGUAAAGCAGUGGCGCCUUCCUGUGGCCAGGUGUUUUCCUGGGAGUUUUAUUCAGCUGGUCUGCGGAGGAGUUUUCGGCUGAGUCGUAAGGACAGACAGGGAUCCUCCGGGGAUGGUUCAGAUCCUGGAGACCCAGAGUUCCUGACCUACGAGGAGGUGAUGCGUUACCAACAGCGGCCCAAUGAGAGGCCUCGCUUGGUGGUUCUGAUUGGUUCUCUUGGAGCACGAAUCAAUGAACUCAAACAGCGCGUGAUCGCUGAAAACCCGCAUCGCUACGCAGUGGCUGUACCGCACACCACCAGGCCCAAGAAACCUCAGGAGAAAGAGGGCGUGGAGUACCACUUUGUCACCAAACAGCAGUUUGAUGCAGACGUACUGAACAACAAGUUCAUUGAGCACGGGGAGUACAAGGAGAACCAGUACGGCACCAGUAUAGAGGCCAUCCGCUCUGUGCAGGCCAAAAACAAAAUAUGUAUCGUUGACAUUCAGCCUGAGGCCUUGAAGAGACUGCGGACAGUGGAGUUCAAGCCCUACGUAGUUUUUGUCAAACCCCGAGUUCCCGAGAGCAGACGUCGUCGAAGUGCUGCCAUCUCACCAGGAGGGGGCGAGCACGGCCGCCUUACGGAUGAGGACCUGCAGGAGAUGCGACAGUCUGCCAUUCAGAUCGAUCAGCAGUACGGACAUCUGGUGGACCGGGUCCUGAUCAAGGAGGACUCAGCAAGUGCCUGUGCAGAACUGAGAGGUAUUCUAGAAUGUCUGGAGCGAGAGUCCUUCUGGGUGCCAGUCAGCUGGCUGCGGACCUAAAGGCACGCGGUGCAUCUUUUAGAGGAGCUUCACACCCACAAUCCUACACUGGCCCAGUCAGCUAAUCCUCCUCCAUCCCAAAAAAGGCACACUGUCAGGCCCUGAAGUCCAACAUACUCCUUCUUUCCUGAAAUGAUGCACAUCAAGUAGGGCAGCCAUGAAAUGAGGAGAGCAUGAUGGAAGAGGGAAAACCUGCUGGUCUGAAUGGUUAUUGCAGAUUGUAGGAACUUCUCGCCAAAAAUCACUUCCUGAAACUCAAAGAGAAGGCUGAAAAAGUAUGUGGUAAUCCUCAUUCCGUCACUCACAAGUUGCAGAGGUGACGGCAUCAGCUUCACUGUGACGCCUGCUGGAGUACAUUUAGUAGCAUUUUGUUUGUUUUACAGUUUUAUUCUUCAGAUCGGAGAAAGCUUCCUGUUUAAUGCCGAUCAUGCGUCCUGUAAAGUAUCAUAAAUUCAACAGUAGUAAUUAAGUGAAUGGUCUUCGGAAUUGUUUUGUUUUCCUCCGCUGAACACACGGACAGCUACAAAACAGCGAUAUCCAAAUGGAAUGUGAAAAAGACUUUUAUUUUCUACAAAAGCUGUUUGUUUGUUUGUUUUUGGGAAUGCAUUCAACGUUUAUUUAAUCUCAGCUGUAAAUUGGUGUAAAUGUUAAUCCUCAUAUGCCAACGACUGAUCUCGUAGCACUUCAAUGCAACCUGUUUACCUUUGAUCCCGGAAUCCACCGCCCAUUCGUG
Molecule: messenger RNA, 2770 nt
Organism: Thalassophryne amazonica
Lineage: Eukaryota; Metazoa; Chordata; Actinopteri; Batrachoidiformes; Batrachoididae
Gene: mpp3a
Product: membrane protein, palmitoylated 3a (MAGUK p55 subfamily member 3)
Exons: 20
Coding region: 202-2037 (611 amino acids)
Cellular component (GO): plasma membrane; cell-cell junction
Molecular function (GO): protein binding
Source: RefSeq, a predicted model, not a curated record